UUUUGAUGCACUUGACCAAUCUCUUGAAGAAACUGCAGAAACGAGAGAGAGAAAACAAGAAAUCAUACUUUUCUUCAAUGGAAGAAGUUGAGAUUUGAUGAUUUUAUUUGUUUAUCCUCUCUAAAUCUGGGUUUGUUUCAAUAUCCCACCUUUUCGGGAUCCCUUGGGGUAAAAAUGGCAGCAAAUAUGGUUUCUAUAUCAAAUUCAGUGUUUCCUACUUUGGCUGGGGUUCAGAAUUCUUCUGGUUCUUGUAGAAUUGUUGUUCCAAGUAGAAAUAAAUUGGGCUCUUCUUCUUCUUCGUCUUCUUUUUCUAGUGAGAAAAGGAUUUUUUGUUGCUGUUCUGCACCACCUAGAAAUGUUGGAGAUGGGAUUUCAGGGCUGAAGUUCAAUGAUGCUGCCGCCCAAGAGAAUUUGAGUGUGGGUAGAGAGGUGGAGGAUGAUUCUGAUGUCCUCAUUGAAUGUAGAGAUGUUUAUAAGUCAUUUGGUGAGAAGCAUAUCUUGAAUGGUGUCAGCUUUAAGAUUAGACAUGGGGAGGCUGUUGGAAUUAUUGGGCCGUCUGGUACUGGGAAGUCUACUGUACUGAAGAUUAUAGCAGGGCUUCUGGCUCCAGAUAAGGGAGAGGUUUACAUUCGUGGAAGAAAGAGACGUGGUUUGAUAAGUGAUGAUGAUAUGUCAGGACUUCGCAUUGGUUUGGUAUUUCAAAGUGCCGCACUGUUUGACUCCUUGACAGUUCGUGAAAAUGUUGGUUUCCUUCUGUAUGAAAAUUCUGAUAUGUCCGAGGAUCAAAUAUCAGAACUUGUAACAGAAAAUUUAGCUGCUGUUGGUUUGAAGGGAGUUGAGGAACGGAUGCCUUCUGAGUUAUCUGGUGGAAUGAAAAAACGGGUAGCAUUAGCUCGGUCUAUAAUCUUCGAUAACACAUCGGAGUCUGUAGAACCAGAGGUUCUUCUGUACGAUGAACCUACCGCGGGGCUGGAUCCAAUAGCAUCAACUGUUGUUGAAGAUCUUAUACGAUCUGUUCACUUCAAAGGUGAUGAUGCGGUUGAAAAACCUGGGAAUAUUGCAUCUUAUAUUGUUGUUACUCAUCAGCAUAGCACCAUAAGAAGAGCUGUUGACAGGUUGAUAUUUCUCCACAAGGGAAAAAUUGUCUGGGAAGGUAUGACCCAUGAAUUCACUACCUCGAAGGAUCCCAUUGUUAGCCAGUUCGCUUCGGGAAGCUUAGAUGGGCCAAUUCAAUACCAAUGAUUACCAUGGCCGUGGGCAGACAAAGCGCCGUUUUUUGCCGCACUUUGCAAGAGGUCACCAAAGUCCAUAUAAGUAGAGAUUUUUAGAACAUAUGCAGAAAUGCAAACUUAAUCAUGAAAAACAAUUUUUAUAGGGUCACAUUUUAGAAUAUUGUUCAGUAGCCCAUUUAACAAAAGCCUAUGUAAAUGUAAUUUAAUUGUGAAGAAAUUUAGAACAAUAUUUUUAAUUUUUAUUAGAAAAAUAAUUUAAACAAUUGUAUACUCUUUUUAUUAGAUUUUUAAAUUUUAAAGAGAGAAGAAAAUAUGUAAUGGGAUGUAAUUAUGCUGAAAAUGUGAUGCUAGUUCUGUGGUUGCAUAA
This is a messenger RNA of Papaver somniferum (opium poppy), 1599 nucleotides long. Its product is annotated as protein TRIGALACTOSYLDIACYLGLYCEROL 3, chloroplastic-like. The transcript is spliced from 10 exons. The coding region runs from base 175 to 1242 and encodes 355 amino acids. The record is from RefSeq and is a predicted model, not a curated record. Lineage: Eukaryota; Viridiplantae; Streptophyta; Magnoliopsida; Ranunculales; Papaveraceae. Gene Ontology annotation, molecular function: ATP binding; ATP hydrolysis activity.